Rotaria sp. Silwood1 is the source of this 675-nucleotide messenger RNA. The record is from the annotation of a GenBank genome assembly. NCBI's taxonomy places the organism in Eukaryota, Metazoa, Rotifera, Eurotatoria, Philodinida, Philodinidae.
AUGCCACUUUCGUUUGAUUGGCCAUUUCCAGAAAGACCAUCAAUAUUUUACAAGGCAGCUUCGACGUUAACCAUUGGUCUUGUUGGAUCACUUAGCAAAUUUUGGAUGAGAGCUACGAUGCCACUUCGUAUUUUUUGGAAUCGUCAUCGAAUGCGUUGGUCUUUGGGUGCUGAUGAUAUUGUAUUUACAAUGAGAAAACAUCAACUUUUUUUCAGUUUGGGUAAAACAAUACCAGUAACACGAGGUGAUGGUGUUUAUCAACAGCCUAUGGAUUUUGCUCUCAAACAAGUUAACCAAGGUGGAUGGAUACAUAUCUUUCCGGAAGGAAAAGUUAAUUUAACAAAAGAACCCAUGAGACUUAAGUGGGGUGUUGGUCGACUUAUUGCUGAAGCUAAUAUUUGUCCAUUGGUUGUUCCAUUCUAUCAUCUCGGAAUGGAUUCUGUAUUACCCAAUCAAGAGCCUUAUACCCUUCAAAUGCGGAAAAAAGUGAGUAUUUAUGUUGGUGAACCAUUAAUCUUCGAUGAGCUUGUACAAAGAAUGAAAAAAGAAAAUCGAUCACUGCAAGAAAUACGUAAAGCUGUAACUGAUAUAAUUCAACACGAAUUAUAUAAACUUAAGAUAAAAUGUGAAGAACUACAUCGACAUCAUCUAUCCAGCGAUUCUUCGUCGCCAUAG